Toxotes jaculatrix (banded archerfish) is the source of this 3887-nucleotide messenger RNA. RefSeq names its product DDHD domain containing 1a (gene ddhd1a). The record is from RefSeq and is a predicted model, not a curated record. Gene Ontology annotation, cellular component: cytoplasm. Gene Ontology annotation, molecular function: metal ion binding; glycerophospholipase activity. Lineage: Eukaryota; Metazoa; Chordata; Actinopteri; Toxotidae. The coding region runs from base 512 to 3088 and encodes 858 amino acids. The transcript is spliced from 13 exons.
CCACACACACACACACACACGCAUACUACAGCGUUGUCUCCAUGCAAGGUUUGUUUGGACAACGAAUGAAUGUGAAAUUCCGCUGAGACCCGGAACAGUCAAAGUAUGGUGACUUCAGUUUUACUCCUAUGGAGUCGGAUUAAAGCGACACGUUGACGGGAAAGUGGUUUGAGACGGGUUUGUGUCAGUUAGUUAGAGGAGGAGAAAGAAGGUUGAGGACAGGUUUCCCGGUUGUAACGUUGCGGAGUUGCUAAUAGUACGCUAGGCUCCGAGUUGUCCAGCCAGCUUCGUUAGCUUAGCCGGCUAGCAAGCUAACAAGGUGAUGUAGCAGCGGUACACUCAAUGGAAUGCGGUGGGAGCUUGCGUGGAGGGCUUUAGGUUUGUUUAAAUUUUCAUUUUAGCUCAGACUUUGUGUGGAAUGUUGUGAUAGCCGAUGCGAAGUAGUGAGGGCUUUGACAAGGGGUAGUGACAGACGAGGAGGUGACAGUGGGGUUGGGGUGCUCAGGUAGUUAUGAGCAGUUCCAAUUUUACAACCAAAACCUCCUCUUGUAGCUCUUCUUUGGGCACCGACGGGAAAGGCUCACCGGUCAGCGUUAACACUACCAACAACAACAAGGAGUGGGGUUUGGGAAGCGAUGCGUUUUCGUGCUAUCACAAGAUGAGUCCCAUGGACGACACGAUGCAGGCUGGGAUGUCCUCGGUCCAGUCGGGACUGGACGGACACCUGCCGCUUCUACACGCCGGACACCACGGCGCCCAGAGCGGGUUGUUGUUGGACCUGAACUCCCCGGGAGCCUACCUCGCCAGCAGCUCUCUGGAGUACAGCGACAACGAUGGCAACAGCGCUGGUCCGCUGUUCGAGAGGAGAAAGAGGUCGAGGUCCAACAGCUCCAGACACCGCUUCAACGAGGUGGUCACGGAGCUCGGACCCGAGGAGGUGCGAUGGUUCUACAAAGAGGACAAGAAGACUUGGAAGCCAUUUGUCGGACAUGAUUCGCUUAAAAUUGAGCUUAUGUUUCGGAAAUACAACGAGCUGAACCCUGGUGCUGCAAGAUCCCGGGUCAGCGGCGGGGAGGAAGAGUGCACCAAUAACCGUGUGGAGAGCAGAGGGCUGAACGGUGCAGUGCCAGUGGAAACCAGGACCAGCAGUGUGCACGGAGGCCGGGGGUCCCUGGACACAUCCACCGUGUCCUCAGAUGAGAGGGACCCUGACAGCAUUGAAAUCUAUGUUGAGCCCGUGUGUGUCCGGGGAGGGCUCUAUGAGGUGGAUAUUAAAGAGAGGGAAUGCUAUCCCGUUUACUGGAAACAACAAGACCAUAUUUCCGUGAUGAGAGGCCAGUGGUUUAUUGACGGUACCUGGCUCCCGUUAGAGGAAGAUGAGAGUGACCUCAUCGAGCAGGAGCACCUGAACCAUUUCCGUGGGCAACAGAUGCAAGACACAUUCGAGACGGAUUUGGUGGUCAGGACUGUCGAUAGCAAAGAUGCCAUCCACAGUCUGAAGCUGAGUCGGACCCAUGUGGACUGGCACAGCGUGGAUGAGGUCUACCUCUACAGCGAUGCCACCACUUCCAAAAUUGCUCGCACCGUCACCCAGAAACUGGGCUUCUCCAAAGCCUCUAGCAGUGGCACACGGCUCCAUCGGGGUUAUGUUGAGGAGGCCUCACCUGAGGACAGACCCCCUCAGACUACACACAUUGUCUUUGUGGUCCACGGGAUUGGACAGAAGAUGGACCAGGGACGCAUUAUUAAAAACACUGGAAUGCUGAGGGAGGGCGUAAGGAAGAUGGAGGAGAAGCAUUUUUCAGAGAACACAGAGGAGCAUGUGGAGUUCCUGCCUGUUGAGUGGCGCUCCAAACUCGCCCUGGAUGGAGAUACGGUAGACUCGAUCACACCAGACAAAGUGAGAGGACUGAGAGAUCUCCUCAACAGUAGUGCUAUGGACAUCAUGUACUACAACAGCCCCCUUUACAGGGACGAGAUCACCAAGGGCCUAACUCAGGAGUUAAACAGACUGUACACGCUUUUCUGCUCCCGAAAUCCUGAGUUUGAGGAGAGGGGAGGAAAAGUGUCCAUAGUGUCUCACUCCCUCGGCUGCGUCAUCACCUACGACAUCAUGACAGGGUGGGAUCCUGUGCGCUUCUGCCUACAGGAGCAUCGUGCUGUGGAAGAGGAGCUGGACCUGCACUGGAUGUCCUACGAAGAGAGGCACCUUUUAGACCAGCUACGGCUCACAAGGAAUAGGUUGCGAGAGCUGGAAAAUCAACUCCUCGCACUGGAGGCCUCUAAACCCUCAGCACCCCCAGCCCUCAAAUUUAAGGUGGAUAACUUUUUCUGCAUGGGUUCUCCUCUGGCGGUGUUCUUGGCCCUGAGAGGCAUCCGACCUGGCACCAGCUGCCACCAGGACCACAUCCUGCCCACCUCCAUCUGCAACAGGCUCUUCAAUGUCUUCCAUCCCACAGACCCUGUGGCCUACAGACUGGAGCCCCUCAUCCUCAAACAUUACAACAACAUUGCACCUGUUCAGAUACACUGGUGUAGCGCCACAAACCCCACGCCCUACAAUGAGAUCCGGCCAACGUUCCUCAACCCCGUCAAAGACCCAGCAUCUGACACUGAGAGCAUCCCCAGCCCGAGCACCUCUCCUGUCCUCCCCCGCAGGCACUAUGGAGAAUCCAUCACCAGUCUGGGCAAAGCCAGCAUACUGGGAGCGGCGAGCAUAGGGAAAGGUAUCGGAGGCAUCCUCUUCUCACGUUUCUCCCGCUCCAACAGCCAGCCUUCAGUGUCUUUAGGACUCGAGGGAGGGGCAAACACUGAGGAAGAGGAGCAGAAGCGGGCUGAAAGCCAGUCAGCAUAUGGCCUCUCCACCAUGGCUCGGCCCACAUCACCCACUACUGACACAUCAUUGGAGCUGGAGCGUCGCAUUGACUUUGAGCUCCGUGAAGGUAUGGUGGAGAGUCGCUAUUGGUCAGCAGUUACCUCACACACAGGCUACUGGUGCUCACAUGAUAUAGCACUCUUCCUGUUGACCUUCAUUUACAAGCAGAAGACUCCCUCUGACCCAGCACAAGAUACUGCAGAGCCAGACUGAGAAAGCACAUUCAUCACAACAUACACAUCUGAAUGGUGUCUUAUAACCCUGAAAGGGUUUUUCCAUCUUCUUGACAAAAAUAGUCUUCGUUCAUCUAAUUCCCAUGCGCACAGACUGAUUAAAUACACUAAUCCCUUUCCUUUAUCUUUGUUUGAUCCAGCUUUUUUUAACAUUUGGGAAUCGUCACUGACAAACUGACAUCAUUCCAAGAUGCACGUUUUUGUCUCUUUUUGUUUAGUUUGUACACAAUUGUGCACCCUAAGGGUGACAGUGUUGGACCAGGAACCCCUAAGGAGGUGCACCCCUUUGCCAGUAUGACCAUGAGUUACACGUAAAUGUGGAAUAAGAGUCUAAUGAGUUUGGUGCAUUGGAGUUUGUUGCGCCCAGUGAAACAGAGUUCUAACUUUAUCCCCAAGUCUUCAAACUUAAUCAACAGCUGCAGCCUGUUGUUAAAGUGUCCAUAUGUUUCCUGUUAAUUAAUGCUUCUAUCCAGCCUCCUUCCCAGUGACUCAUUCUGGAGCCUUGUGACACAUUUGCCUGACCCUCGGUCUCUGAGACUUUAAUUUCUGUGAUCUUUUGAAGUUCAUCGACGUGAAGGAGAGACAAAUAUAAAUGCUAAAAAUAGUAAUUUGUGUCUCUGAAAUAAACCUUUGGCUACUACAUCCCAGAAGCGUAAUGCUGACAAGCAAAUGCAAUGCCUUUCAAAAUUAGCCAAACGAUGUUACACAUGAAGAAUAUUUCUGUUUAGUUUUUCUGAACAAAAACGUAGGGCAUUAUCCCUUUAACAGUGUUUUGGAAG